UUUGUCUGAAGCAAUGAUGUAAGAACAAAUGAUCGACACAAAAGAUAUGCACAAAAAAACAAUUAAGGACACAAUGGAAAUUGAUUUGGUCUUGCUGAAAUCAACAAAAGGUCUAUUGAAAAUAGCAGAAGCGGUGUUUGUUUUCGUGGCUCUUUUGUGUUAUGCUGUGGCAUCUAGGCCUCCCUAUAUUGCAGCAACGUGCAUGGAGUUUUUCAUCACACUUGGCUUCCUUCUACUUUACCUACUGAAACUCAACAAGAGGUUUACCUUCAUCUUCUGGGCUCUUAUUGAUGUGUUUAACUCAUUUUUUGCUGCAGCAUUCAUGCUUAUUCUCAGCCUUAUAGCUGUUUCUACAUAUAGAUUGAAGGGCACUCUGGGUGGAGGGAUUGUGGGUCUUGUGGCUGUGGCCUUGUGGUGUCUGGAUGGUUACCUUCUUUUAAAGAAAAUCACAUUUAACAAGCCGGGAACGAAAACAACAGAUCAUGUAGAGGGAAAUUAAUUUAGCAAAUGGUCUCAUGUUUAUCAACAAAAUAUAAUUGCAAAUGUUGUAAAAAAUGUAUUACAUGUAAUGUUGUUCUUUUUUUUUAAUAUCUCAACCAUAUAGUAGUACAUGAGCCACCUCAGUAUUAUCUUAAGCACAGUGUCCUUUUUACAUUCAUUUGUUUUCCCCUUUGUAUAAGAUAACUGUUGCUCAGAAAUGCAUUUAUUAAAGUCUUAUUAUACUCCAAA
Messenger RNA from Triplophysa dalaica, 729 nucleotides. RefSeq names its product chemokine-like factor. NCBI's taxonomy places the organism in Eukaryota, Metazoa, Chordata, Actinopteri, Cypriniformes, Nemacheilidae. Bases 29 to 499 code for a protein of 156 amino acids. The transcript has 4 exons. Gene Ontology annotation, cellular component: membrane. The record is from RefSeq and is a predicted model, not a curated record.